GAAAAUGGGGAAUUCCAGUGGAGAUGACACGCCCGGCAGCGGGGUCAAGGGGACCUUGGGGGGUUCAGCGGCGGCAAUGUAACUCGGCAGCAGUGAGCCCGGGGGAAGAUCUAUAGUCCCACUUUUAGCCUCCUGUUGAAGUUUCCCGUGCACUACGAAUCUACCACACAGCAACAUCGCAAAGAAUAGUGAUCCAAGAAGCGGACAGAAAGGGUCUGCGUAUCAGCCUUAUAAGAGUGAACAAAGCGUUGGUAAAGCCAAGACGCAGUGAUGUCAACAGAAAAUCAGGGGUAGAACAACACGGGGCAAACAAAUAGCAACGAUUUGUGACCCCAGAGGAGAACUUGAAACUCAAUACACCCUCGUCCAACAAUGACAGACUGUACAGAAGUAUAUGCUCUCGUUCGCUGCAUCCAACAGCCCGUUCUUCAUACCAUGUUGAGAGGCGAAGUUGACUGUCCUCAUGCCCCUUUUCUUCCCACCUGGCAAUACACCAUACAUAACGAUUUCAAGCCGACAAUGCUCUCAAACCGGUCCGAAAUUCUCCAUAAUCCAAAGCGAUAA
Neurospora hispaniola is the source of this 564-nucleotide messenger RNA. RefSeq lists its product as uncharacterized. NCBI's taxonomy places the organism in Eukaryota, Fungi, Ascomycota, Sordariomycetes, Sordariales, Sordariaceae. Bases 373 to 564 code for a protein of 63 amino acids. The transcript is spliced from 2 exons. The record is from RefSeq and is a predicted model, not a curated record.